Messenger RNA from Portunus trituberculatus (swimming crab), 6142 nucleotides. Its product is annotated as centrosomal protein of 78 kDa-like. Gene Ontology annotation, molecular function: protein binding. Gene Ontology annotation, cellular component: centrosome. The transcript is spliced from 10 exons. Bases 2806 to 5886 code for a protein of 1026 amino acids. Lineage: Eukaryota; Metazoa; Arthropoda; Malacostraca; Decapoda; Portunidae. The record is from RefSeq and is a predicted model, not a curated record.
ACGUGAAAGGAGACACACCCAAAUAUCUCCACCCGGCUGGGGAAUCGAACCCCGGUCCUCUGGCUUGUGAAGCCAGCACUCUAACCACUGAGCUACCGGGCGUGUGUGUGUGUGUGUGUGAGUCUUAGGAAGGGAUGUGUUUUGUAGCAAGAGACUAGACCAACACUGUACUCUCACAAACAGAGACUGCCUUUCCCUUUCAUACACAGUCUACAAGUAUUGAUACAUAUAUUAUAUCCUGUCUAACAUUGUUUGGUUCAUGGUGAUGCAAUGGACAAGCCCUCCAUCCCACAGUUUACCACUAUUAGGAAAGACUACUGCUCCCUUUCCUAUACUUGUCCAUGUGAUGUCCUUUAGAUUAAUGAAAUCCAUAUCAUUUAGUGUGAGCCUUGCAAGAAAGAGGUGGUGGAGAUCAGCAAGUAUCCAUUUAAGCUCUUGGAAAUUAUCACUAGCUACUAUUAGUGUGAGUCCAACAGUAGAGAGGUUGUGAUUGUAAGGACCAUUAAACUGAAUCAUAAUCAGUUGAUGUAAGUCAGCAAGUGUAGUGGAGGUCAGGAAGUGUUCAUGAAACUCAUGUAUUAUCAGAUACAGUAAUUCUCACUGAGUUGUUGACAUUUCCACUACACUCAGAUCAAUACAAGCUACUGGAAGAACACUGUAAGUACAUAUGUGUACUGUGCAAUUAAAUACCAAUAGUUGUGGCAAUACUUUAUUUAUUGAGAACAUGUAUAUAUACUGUCCUGUAUGUUCAUCUGUUUCUGGAAUUUUCUUGGGUUGUAUUUUGUCUUAUUACAAAUAUAUAGCAAUAUUGAGUAACUUUGUGACUAUGAUCGAGUAACAUGUAUUAUAGCACAUUCUUAUGCUUUGUUUAGUCUUCAUGCAUUAUAGGCUCAUGUGAGUUGAGUAAAAGGAAGGGAUUGUGAAAUAUGGCAAAAAAAUAAAUAAAUAAAUAAAAAAAAAAAAACGAAAUUGUUUCAGGAACAAGUCUCCAUCUGUUUUAGUAGUUAUAUUCAUCCUAAUCUCACUGAAACAAGCCGUUCAAAUCAUAUAAUUCAAGCUAGGUAGCAAUUACUUUUCAUUUCAGUGUUAUGAGAAUAUGCCAAUGCGCUUGUAUAUAUCCAUGCUUCAUAAUUAGUUCAUGAAAAUGUAAGUAAUUAAGUUGGUCUGGCUGCUUAAGACAUUUAUUUACAUCUUAUACUUUGUUUACGGCAUCUUAAUACACCAUAUUAGCUUUACGGUAAAAUGAAUCAGCUGAUGGGAGAAUAUGUGGGAGAGAAAGAAGAUUAAAGGAGAGCGCAGCGCCGAAGAGAUUAAUGCCUGGGAGUGAAGAGUGCCAAAUUAAGGUAAGAGAAAGAGUGACUGUUUUAGAGUUACCUUUGUGUGUGUGUGUGUGUGUGUAGAGAGAAAGAGAGAGAGAGAGGAAUAUAGUUUGGUAAAGAAUUCACUACCUAGGUAGUUAUAAUGUUGAAAAAUGUAUAGUGUGCUUAGUUAUAAGGAUAAUCAAUAAUAACAAAAAAAGAAGAACGAAUGAAUAAGUAUGUAGCAGGUAGGUAAAUGAAAAAGGAUAACAGGUACCAUUACGGUAGGCAACAACACAUAGAAAAUGAAUAAAUAAAUAAAUAUAUUAAAGGAAGGAAAGAAGAAGAAUAAUGCAAUUAUCAAUCAAUUAAUCAACCAGCCAGAAAGGAGUUAGUUACAUACAGGAAGGUGAAUCAGGCGAGGCCGAAGGAUGGUGUGUCGAAGUGUCCAAGUGUCGCAUUCCACAAUGUUUAAUGUUUAUCGCGCGGGCCGCGGUGGAGUCUGACUGUCUGAGGCCGAGCUGUAAGCAUUGAGCCUAAGCAGGGAUGAGUGUGGGGGCGUGUGGACUGUGGGGAGUGAAAGCAGAUGGUCCAGCCUGACACUGCAUGACAGUCGUGGUGGUCCACCGCUGUCUGACACUGACAAUCGUGGUGGUCCACCGCUGUCUGACACUGACACUCGUGGUGGUCCACCGCUGCCGGACAUUGACAUUCGCGGUGGUCCACUGCUGUCUGACACUGACAAUCGUGGUGGUCCACCGCUGUCUGACACUGACAAUCGUGGUGGUCCACCGCUGCCGGACAUUGACAUUCGCGGUGGUCCACUGCUGUCUGACAAUGACAAUCGUGGUGGUCCACCGCUGCUUGACACUGACAAUCGUGGUGGUUCACCGCUGCCUGACACUGCAUGACAGUCGUGGUGGUCCACCGUUGCCCGUUGGUGUGGACUCGUGGUGUGCCUGUGUAACAUGUUUAUUUAGUCUUCUAAACAGUUUGAUGUCCUUCAACUUGAAGUAUAUCCAAAUAUAAGGGCUUCAUCAAGAGUCAAUAAGGAGCUUAUGUAGUUCUGUUUUGAAUUUUUUUAUUCUGCAUUCUGUGUUGCAUUUUAUGUGUUUGGGGAGUGAGUUAAAUAUGGGUGGUGCAUCAUACAUGUGCCAGGCUGGCUGCCAGAACUGAUUGCAUUCUCCUUGGUGCUUGAGUUGUGUAGAUGAAGGACUGAAAGAAUGAUUCUAUUAAAUCAUGAAUGUAAUGUGACCAGUUUUGCCUCACUAGAUAUUGAAUAUAAGAAUAGAUGAUGGCUUAAUGCCUCACUGAAUAUGGAAGGGGAGAUGCAGGGUAUCCAGAAUAUUUCCAGCAGUGUGUAGACUUAUGAUGAACGACAUAGCUACUGUAGAUGCUUACUUAGGCUGGCUUGUUCUGAUCUCUGCCAAAACCAAUGCUUAUGACAUGAUGCAGAACAGAACUCUGGCAUAACUCAAGGACUUCUUUAUUUCCAUGACAGGCCAGGAUGACAGAGAAGCCGGAGCUGCUUGGAGAGACGCUGACCCGCCACUACCGGCUGUCAUGUGAGUUGUUGGGCAGUUACCCUGUACCACACUUCACCCACCAGCUCUCUCGGGGCAGCCUGGACCUUCACCUGGACACCGUUGACUUGGACCACCUGGAGGUGUUGUGCCACACUCUCAAAAACAAAGUUUCGCCUUCUUCUCUCAGGAUCAGUGUGCCAAAGGCCAAUGAAGUGUCUGCAGUGGUGGCAAGGGUAGUGGAGCGUGCAGUGGAGGGUGUGGGGGUGUGUGUGGUGGCCUCCCUCACCCUCACUUUGCUGAGCCUGGAUGGUGUGAGGCUUGCAGGCAGGAUCCUCAAGCUGCUAUGUGAGGGACUAAGAAAGGCCCGUACUGUAAAGUCUCUAGUCAUGAGGAACUGUAGUCUUGGAGACUCUGGAACAGAGAGUGUGUGUCAGGCAGUCAAGAAUGUGCCCAGCAUCACUCACCUGUCACUGGUCAACUGUGGGGUGGCAGAGAGAGGAGCCACUGCUGUCGCAUGUCUCAUAAAGCAUCAGAGGCUGAAUAGGGACAGUGCAAUGUGGCAGGACACCCUCAGACAGAGGCAGCCCCACCUGGAUGGCAUGAAGGGUCUGCGUCGCCUUACUCUUAACAUUAACCCAGCACUUGGAGAUCAGGGUGUGGCUGCCAUCACCGAGGCUCUCACCGAGGACCUCUGGAUCAAAGCAUUGGACCUGCAGCACUGUGGUGUGGGUACAGAGGGUGGUGCCUCAGUCCAGGCUCUGCUGCAUGCCAACCAGACGUUGGAGGUGGUGGACCUUAGGAAUAACCCCUUCCUGCCGGACACUGUGGUGGGGCAACUGGCCAGCCUCCUGCAGGGCCGAUGCUCAGAGGUUAGCUCUCAGUAUAGCUGGCUCAGGACCUCAGAAUUGGAGGAGAAAGAGGAGGCCGUGUUGGGUGAUGGCUAUCGGCAAGGAGGCAAACCAGGGUACAGGGGUAGUGGAAGGAUCAUGAAGACCAGGAAGGGCAAGCAGGUCCCUCACGUACAUCCCAGCAAAAGACCCACACCUCCCUCCCAGCUGGGUGUGCCUUGGAGGGUGGAGCACAGGCUGUAUGAGAGAAGGGAGGGACUGGCAGCAGGGGCCAUGGUGAAAGGGUACAGCAGGGAGUGGGAGGGUGGUGGGGAAGCCAAACCUCUCUCCAAUGAGCCUGUUCCUGAGGCAGAUAUCAAGAAGAUGAGAAAGAAACUGCAGCUAUACAGGAAGAAAUACCAGAAGGAACGUGAGCAGAGGAAGAAGUUGGAACAUAAGCUGUCCCACAUACAGAGACAGCUGCAGGGCCUUCACACACUGGAUGAGGCCACACUCACCCACAUUGAAGAGUGCUUCCUUAAGUUCCACAUCUUCCUCUCCAUGAUGCACCACUCUGGAGAAGACUCUCUGUCAUCAUCGUCUGGUGGUGUCAGUCCAUCUUAUCACCUACCUAUGGAACCAAGUAAGACCCAAACUCACCCAGACAGCAUGCUUCUCUCAGGAAACUUAUCCUUCCUUCCAUCAUCCACAAUACCUAUUCCUGUGGUCAUUCACCAGCCUUCCUCCCCUGACAGCCAGCAGCAACCCAUCCCUGCAUUGCAUACCAGUGACUGCAGGCAGGGAGGUGAUGGAAUGCUGGAAAAGGUAGUAUGUGAAUCAAAACUGUCAAAUAAAAGGAAGAAAGAGAAGUUGAAUGCUACCAGACCUGAGAAGAAUUUUGUUGGUCAAGGCCACACAUCUGGGAGUGAAGUACAAGAGAGGAAUGACACAGGAGUUACUUCAGAAAUCAUGAUAUCUAGUCAGUCUAGAAACGUAUCAUCUUCAUCCACACACGGCCAGCUGGCAAACAAGGAAGAUGUAGGAGAGGAAACAAUGCUAGAUAGAGAUAUGGAUGAGGGAGUGACUACUAAGAUAAAGAAUAGUAAAUGCAAGAGUGAAGAUUUAAGCAACAAAGGUAGUGAUUCUGUGGCCUAUUCAAGUCCACUGAAAGAGAAAGAGAUACAGAAGAGAACACAGUUUAAUGGUAAUACUCAUCAGGAUAUUGGUGACUUCAAAAAGACUGCCAAGGAACAAAAACUAAUAAUUUCAUCUAGCAGUGAUUAUGUUGCAGUAAGAGUGGAAUCUGGGACCAAAGAGAAUAAAGGAAUUAAUGAGGAGUGGAAUAAUGAGAAGACUGAUGAACAUGCCAAUGGAAUAUAUGGAAAGAGAAUCCUAUCUGUGAGAGAAGAUGAAGAGCUUGAGACAGAAGUGCAAUCUCAGGAGCUUUCAUUUCUAAACAAAGUCAUGGAGAUCCACACUCCACAAGGACUCUUAGAAGGUAACUGGCAUGAAGAAGAGAAGUCUGAGAAGGAAAUGCUUUAUUUAAAACCAGAGAGCCAAGGAUCAGAAAAAAGUCAGUCACCCAUCACUUUAAAGAAUAAGAUCUCUAAAGAAGGACAACUACUCCAGAAAACUCCCUCAAGUCACCUGUACCAAGAAUGCCCAACACCAAACGAUGAGAGAGCUGAAGAACCAUUGUACCAACACAUACUAGACUAUCAAGAAUCAUCAGGUAGCUCCUCUCCAUCAAGUCAGUCAUUCUCAAGCCAGUCACCUCCCAGCCAAUCACCAAGAAAAGCUCAUCCAAUACCAAGAUGCCAGUUACCUCAGAGAAGCAAGUCUCCACAGAAACAGUCUCCUAAGAAAAGCAGAUCAUCUAGGAACAAACCACUGGGAAUACAGGGCAACGAGGUCAGUGAGACAGAUGAUGACAAAAUGAGGAAUUUGAGUGUGUGGCUGCAAGGACGAGUACAAGGGAGAGGCACCACAUCCUCUUCCUCCUCUGUGUCCAUCAGUGAGCACCUGCAACACUCACACACAUCCUGGACCAAGAGAAAGGUUUGUCAGGAGGAACGAGCAAAGGAGGAGGAGGAGGAGGAUGGGGAAAUGGAGGAGCUGCCAGGUGGAAGCGAGAUUGACUUAAGUGAUUGUGAAGAUCUGAGUCUCUCCGGCCUCACGUUGAGUAACACUUCUAUUCCUGAGGAUGUAAACACAGGUGGUGAAGAGGAUUUUUAGACUCCAAGCAAGGGAUUUUAAGACAGUCUUGCAUGUUCUUGAGGGCAUUUUAAGACAAUUUGGCAUGUUUUUAUGGUAUUUUAAGACAUUUGGCAUAUUUUGAUGGCAUUUGAAGAAAUUUAGGCUAUGAUAAUACCAUUUUAUUGACAUUAGGAAGGGUGUAUGGAGGUCAUAAGAUUAAUGGGCACAGUCUUCAUUAUUUUAAUCGCCCACAUGAGUUUGUGAAGCAAGUGUUGGAUUCUCAGGACAAAGAUGC